Molecule: messenger RNA, 2280 nt
Organism: Limanda limanda (common dab)
Lineage: Eukaryota; Metazoa; Chordata; Actinopteri; Pleuronectiformes; Pleuronectidae
Gene: pcsk1
Product: proprotein convertase subtilisin/kexin type 1
Exons: 15
Coding region: 1-2280 (759 amino acids)
Biological process (GO): protein processing
Cellular component (GO): trans-Golgi network; Golgi membrane
Molecular function (GO): serine-type endopeptidase activity
Source: RefSeq, a predicted model, not a curated record
AUGGAAGUGAGAUGUCGUCCGGCGGUGCUGUGCUGUGUUGUUUCGCUCCUGUGCUCCGCGCUGCCCCGGUCGCUGGGCUCGCUCCUCACGGACAGACAGUACCUGAACGAGUGGGCAGUGGAGAUCCCGGGCGGAAUGUCUGCUGCCGAGGCCAUCGCCAGGGAGCUGGACUACAAGCUGGUCCGACAGAUUGGGGCCCUGAAGGACCAUUUCUUGUUCAAACACCGCAAUCAUCCUAGCAGAAUGAAACGAAGCGCCAACCACAUCACCAGGCGGCUGUCGGAGGAUGAUCGGGUGCUGUGGGCAGAGCAGCAGUAUGAGAAAACUCGCAGCAAGCGAGCGUCCCUUGGGGGGUGCAGGGACUGCCCCGUGGAUAAGCUGUUUGAUGAUCCCAUGUGGAACCAGCAGUGGUACCUGCAAGACACAAGGACGUCCUCCUCCCUGCCGAAGCUGGACCUGCACGUGAUCCCCGUGUGGCAGAAAGGCAUCACAGGGAAAGGAGUGGUCAUCACCGUUCUGGAUGACGGGCUGGAGUGGAACCACACCGACAUCUACUCCAACUACGACGCAGCAGCCAGCUACGACUUCAACGACAAUGACCCCGACCCUUUCCCCAGAUACGACUCCACCAAUGAAAACAAGCAUGGCACCAGGUGUGCUGGGGAAAUCGCUAUGCAGGCUGACAAUAAUAAAUGUGGAGUUGGAGUGGCCUAUAACUCAAAGGUUGGAGGGAUUCGUAUGCUGGAUGGGAUUGUGACCGAUGCCAUUGAGGCCAGUUCUAUUGGUUUCAACCCGGACCAUGUGGACAUCUACAGUGCCAGCUGGGGACCCAACGAUGAUGGCAAGACAGUGGAGGGGCCCGGCCGCCUCGCCCAGAAGGCUUUCGAGUACGGGAUCCAGAAGGGCCGUGGGGGGAAAGGCUCUAUCUUUGUUUGGGCGUCAGGGAAUGGCGGGCGUCAGGGCGAUAACUGCGACUGUGACGGCUACACGGACAGCCUCUACACCAUCUCCAUCAGCAGUGCCUCCCAGCAGGGCCUGUCCCCCUGGUACGCUGAGAAGUGCUCCUCCACUCUGGCCACAGCGUACAGCAGUGGAGACUACACCGACCAGAGGAUUACGAGUGCUGAUCUGCACAAUGAGUGCACUCAGACUCACACGGGAACGUCAGCCUCUGCCCCGCUGGCUGCUGGGAUAUUCGCCCUGGCACUGGAACAAAACCCGGAUCUGACCUGGAGAGACCUGCAGCACAUCGUAGUCUGGACCUCAGAGUUCGAUCCCCUGGCCAAUAAUCCCGGCUGGAAAAAGAACGGAGCAGGAUUGAUGGUGAACAGCCGCUUUGGAUUUGGUCUUCUAAACGCUAAAGCCCUCGUGGAUCUCGCUGACCCGGCCACAUGGAAGCACGCGCCCGAGAAGAAACAGUGUAUCGUCAGGGAUGAUUCUUUCCAGCCAAGGGAGCUGAAAGCAGCAGGGGAGAUCACCAUAGAGAUUCCAACCAAGGCCUGUGCAGGGCAGGAGAACGCAGUCCGCUCUUUGGAGCAUGUGCAGGUGGAGGCCAGCAUCGAGUACACCAGGAGAGGAGACCUGCACAUCACACUCACCUCCCCAUCCGGCACCAGUACAGUGCUGUUGGCUGAGCGAGAGAGGGACACGUCCUCUAAUGGAUUCCGAAACUGGGACUUCAUGUCUGUCCACACGUGGGGAGAAGACCCUGCUGGGACAUGGACGCUAAAGAUCACAGACACCUCGGGCCGCAUGCAGAACCAGGGUCGGAUUUUGAAUUGGAAGUUGAUUCUCCAUGGAACGUCAGAAAAGCCGGAGCACAUGAAGAAAGCUCGAGUGUACGUUCCCUACAACGCCGUGCAGAAUGACAGACGGGGCGUGGAACAUAUGGAUGACAUGUUGGAGGUGAGUCCCACACAGGCAAACCCACUUCCUAAGACUGAAGCUGCUCAUGCCGCUCCCUCUUCCAAGCCACAGAAGAUGCCCAAGAGGCCCUCAAACCCAGCCUACUCCCCCUCUCAGGCCCUGCUGCGUCUCCUGCAGACUGCAUUCAACAGGCAGAGCCCACAGCAGCAGGACAGGAACCUCUCACCUCCAGCUACAAGACUCCCCCCUCAGAAGCUGUACCAGGCUCUGGACCUGAUCAACAAGUACAGCGGCCCCGAGGACAGCAUCUACAGCGACUACAGCGACGGCUUCUACAGCACCAAGCCGUACAGGCACAGAGACGACCGACUGCUGCAGGCCCUGUUCGACAUGAUCGAUGACAACAGCAAGUGA